Messenger RNA from Canis lupus familiaris (dog), 1950 nucleotides. It is a transcript of the gene SHISA8, whose product is annotated as shisa family member 8. Bases 1 to 1950 code for a protein of 649 amino acids. Gene Ontology annotation, cellular component: AMPA glutamate receptor complex; dendritic spine membrane; postsynaptic density. The transcript has 6 exons. Lineage: Eukaryota; Metazoa; Chordata; Mammalia; Carnivora; Canidae. The record is from RefSeq and is a predicted model, not a curated record. Gene Ontology annotation, biological process: regulation of AMPA receptor activity; regulation of short-term neuronal synaptic plasticity.
AUGGCCCCGCCCCCUGGCCCGGCCCCGCCCCCUCGCCCCAGUCCGGGUCCAGCCGGAUCUCCUCCCCCUACGCCUGGGGUAGCGAGGACCCCCCGGGAGGACGCGGCCCAGGCCAUGCCCAUCGCCGCAGAAGUGGGGACACCUCAGGGCCCCAGGCCGGGGUCCACGGGCUUCUGGGACCCGGGCGCGCGCCUCGGGGCUAACGCAGCGCUCGGGGCGGCGCGGAGACGGCCGGCGCUUGGCCUCCGGCAGCGGCUCCGCGCGCGGGUCUCCUUCCCAUUUGAGAGGCGGGAAAAUCGAGGCGCAGAGAGGCCGAAGGGCCUGCCACCUGUCCCGCUUCUGUGUCGGCCAGAACUGACGGAGAGGACGGGAGGGGGCAGGGCGGGGGGCGGCAGCGACCCUCCGGGGCCUCGCGGUGCCCGGAGUCCCCGCACCUCCGCGCGGAGCCCCAGCCGCAGCCAGAGCGCGGGCAGCGCCGAGCGGGCGCGGGAAGGCAGCGGUGUCGGGCGGCCCGCCGCCCCCGCUAGGCCCGGGCCACGCACACCCGCCGGCCGGGGAGAGGCCGGGGGGCGCGCGGGCGAGGACUGGCCGCCCGGCCCGGGGCGUCCCGGGGUGAGGACGGCCGGCUGGGGUCCGAGGCAGCGCCGGCGGAGGACGCGCCCCCCGGAGGUGCGGCCCCGCGAGCCUCGGGCCGGGCUCCCCACCGCCCGCCCUGCGGCCCGGGAGGAGGGCGACGGCCGAGGAGGCGUGCGCGGGGCCGGCGCGGUCGGGGGCGGGGGCGGGGGCGGCCCGCCGGGGCUCCGGCUCGCGCUCGGGCUGGCGCUGCUGCUGGCGCGGCCGCCGUCGGGCCGCGCGGGGGCCCCCGAGGCGCAGGAGCCCGCGGCGCCCGCCACGGCGGCCCCGGCCGGGGGCGACCGCUGCCGCGGCUACUACGACGUGAUGGGCCAGUGGGACCCGCCCUUCAACUGCAGCUCGGGCGCCUACAGCUUCUGCUGCGGCACGUGCGGCUACCGCUUCUGCUGCCACGACGGGCCGCGGCGCCUCGACCAGAGCCGCUGCUCCAACUACGACACGCCGGCCUGGGUGCAGACGGGCCGGCCACCCGCGCGCGCCCGCGACGCCACCGCGCCCCGGGACCCGGGCCGCGAGCGCAGCCACACGGCCGUCUACGCGGUGUGCGGCGUCGCUGCGCUGCUCGUGCUGGCCGGCAUCGGGGCGCGCCUGGGCCUGGAGAGGGCGCACAGCCCGCGCGCGCGGCGCACGGUGACCAGGACACUCACAGAACUUCUAAAGCAGCCGGACUCCCAGGAGCCACUGCCUCCACCUCUGGGCCCACCUCUGGGUAGCUGUGUCCAGGUGCAGAUGAGUGAUGGCCCCCCCCGGGGCUCCCCCAACCACACAGACAGGAAGCGCCCCAACAACAUGCCCCUGGGGUCAGCGACCCCCGGCCCCCAGCGUGGCCCCAGGCUGCAGGGCGGGGGCAGCAUGACGCUGCAGCCCUAUGCCAAGUAUGCCACCCUCAAGGCCGCAGCGCUCAAGGUCGCAGAAGCCACCCCACAGGACUUCUACCAGCGUUUCCCCACGGCGGAAGCUGCCCCGCUGACCCUCCCGGCGCGGGCCCCGCGGCCCCGCGAGGACUUGCCUGCGCUGCUCGACGCCUGCCCCUGGGCCCCGCCGGGCUACGCGCCCCCCGCCGGCCUUGCCCCGUCGGGCCACUACAAGGCCUGGGUCGUCGGCCGCCAGCCCCGGCCCACCCCCCGUGGCCACCCGGCGGCUCAGGCCUCCCAGGCCUCCCCGGGGCCCCAGAGGCCCGGCCACGCGCCCCGGCGCCAGUUCAGCGUGGAGAAGCUGCCUGAAGCCUUCAGCCCGCAGCCCCCUGCCCUUUAUGGCAGCGCCGGCCGCGGGCCCCGGCACCUGAGCACUAACAGCAAAGCCGAGGUCACCGUGUGA